This is a messenger RNA of Apodemus sylvaticus (European woodmouse), 1701 nucleotides long. RefSeq names its product preferentially expressed antigen in melanoma-like protein 7. The record is from RefSeq and is a predicted model, not a curated record. Lineage: Eukaryota; Metazoa; Chordata; Mammalia; Rodentia; Muridae. Gene Ontology annotation, cellular component: cytoplasm. The transcript has 5 exons. The coding region runs from base 1 to 1701 and encodes 566 amino acids.
AUGGGCAAGAAGAAAAAGGUCUGUAAGGUGUCAUCAGAACCAGAGAAGACACUCAAGUCCCAGAACUCUGUCACCCGUGUCCUAAUCAGAGCUCUGGGGUCCAUAGCUGUAUACUGCACAGGGGUAGAGGACUGUGGGACCCCGAGUGCUGAAUUGCAACAGCAUUUGAAUAUGAUUAAUAACUGUUUUUGUUCCCCCUCGAUCCACCUUCCAAAGGAAUGUGGGAUUCAGAAUAGUAAAGGAUCAUUUCCCAAAAGAGCCAUCAGAAUGGUCUUCUCUACCCCACCCAAACUUGAAAAGCUGGCUUCACAGAGCCUGGUGAGGAAUGAAGCAUUGACCACAUCUGCUGCAGAGUACCUACCAAAGGAAUUCUUCAUACCUCUGUUAAAGGAGGCCGGCACUCAAAGAAAAGCAAAGAUGAUUAAGAUCCUGGUGGAAUACUGGCCCUACCCUUUCUUGCAUGUUGGGUUGCUGAGUUAUAAACCCAACUUUCAGAUCUUCCAGGCUAUACUAGCUGGAGUAGAUACAUGGCUGAAACGGAAGUAUCGCCCGAGGAUGUGCAGGCUUCAACUGGUUGACUUGAGACACCAUGAUGGCACAGAUAUGCAGGAUGGAAGAGAGGAUAGAGCCCACAGAGUAGAAACUGUGCAUAUGGAGCAGGUAUUAGAGGGCCAAUCUAGGUACCCAAGGAAGCAGCGUUUGAAGGUGUUCAGUGACCUUUCCUUUAUGUCUUCUCUGCAUGAAGAUAAACACCAAACAGAGUUGUUGCAGUGGACAAAGGAGAGAAAAGAUUUCCUGCAUCUGUGCUGUGAGAAGUUAGAGAUCGGAGAUGUAAAAGUGUCCAAGGUCAGGGAUGUAUUAAAAUUGUUACAGCUAGAGUUCAUCAAGGAGUUGGAACUGAAUACAGUGGGGAAACUGUCCAAACUGACAAAAUAUGUAUCUUGCAUUAGCAAGAUGAGAAAUCUUGAGAAACUCACGCUAGCACGCAGCUUUGGAACAAGGACUUUCAUACGAGAGGAGAGGCAGAACGUCACCAAGAUCUUUUCUCUGUUCCCCAAACUCAAGUGCCUCAAGCAUCUCACUAUUGAUGAUGUCUAUUUUGUUGGAGACAGCAUGAGAGAGUUGUUCAGGUAUCUGGAGGCCCAGUUGGUGUCCCUCAACAUCACCCUGUGUGGCCUCUCUCAGACAGAUUUGGAUUCAUUUCCCCAGCAUUUGAACUACAGCCAACUUAAACAUCUGUGCUUGAGAGGUGCCACUUUAACUGACUUGAAUGUAGUGCCUCUAAGAGAUUUCUUAGAGAAUGUUGCAUAUAAUCUGGAGACUCUGGAAUUAGAAGACUGUGGAAUGAAAGACUCUCACCUCAGUAUUCUUCAGCCUGCCCUGAUCCAAUGCUCUGAGCUCACUAGCAUCAAUUUGUAUGACAAUGACAUCUCCAUGAGUGUCCUGGUGGGCUUUCUGCUCAGUACUAUAGAUCUGAGUGAGCUGACCACAGAAAAGUACCCUGCUCCAGUAGAGAUCUAUAAUGAGAUGAAUUAUGUUGAUGUAGAGAUGUUUUCUGAGCUUGGUAUUGAACUCAUGAAUGAACUCUUGACUGUAAGGCAACCUGAUUCAGUCAGCUUUGGUUCCAAUGCCUGUUAUGACUGUGGUGAACGUUAUGUCUAUGAAGAUGGGGAGGUCAUAUAUUGUUUGUGUCAGGAGUAA